UUUAAAGGAGCAGCACGGCAGACAGUCAGUUGAAUCUUCAAGAUAAAUAAGAGAGCGGGCAAUUUUUAGUUAAAACCACUCACAAUGUCAACAGCAGGUCAGGUCAUCCAAUGCAAAGCAGCUGUUGCAUGGGAGCCCGGGAAGCCUCUCUCCAUUGAGGAUGUGGAGGUGGCACCACCUAAAGUCCAUGAAGUGCGCAUCAAGAUAGUUGCCACAGGCGUGUGCCACACAGACCUGGCAUACCUGUACGAAGCUGGAAUAGGGAUGACGUUCAGACCAUUCCCAUUGGUUCUCGGCCACGAAGCAGCCGGGAUAGUGGAGAGCAUCGGUCCUGAAGUCACCAAAUUCUCACCAGGCGACAAAGUUAUUCCUCUUUUUCUGCCACAAUGUGGGGAAUGUGAACGGUGUCGCAGUCCUAAAACCAAUCAUUGCAGGAAGAACUGGGCAAAUACACAAGUGGGUGUAUUGGCUGAUGGCACAAGCAGGAUAUCCUGCAAGGGGCAGCAGGUGUACCAGUUCCUUGGCGUCAGUUCUUUCUCCCAGUACACUGUCGUUCCCGAUACCUCACUUGCAAAGAUAAGAAGCGAUGCACCGCUACACAAAGUGUGUCUACUAGGCUGUGGUGUCUCCACUGGUUAUGGUGCUGCUAUUAAUACAGGCAAGGUUGAAAAAGGUUCCUCAUGUGCCGUGUUUGGGCUCGGAGCUGUCGGACUGGCAGCUGUCAUGGGCUGCAAGGUUGCCGGGGCAACCAGGAUCAUUGGUGUGGACAUCAACUCUGCGAAGUUUGAGAAAGCCAAGGAGUUUGGUGCCACUGAAUGUGUCAACCCCACAAAAUUCAGCAAGCCCAUUCAGGAGGUUCUGGUGGAGAUGACAGAGGGAGGCGUGGACUACGCUCUGGAGUGUGUUGGAAGUCCAGGUGUUAUGAGUGCUGCGUUUGAGUCUACAAUAGAUGCCUGGGGCACCUGUGUCAUUGUUGGGUGGACGGAGACGGAAGCAAUGAGCAUUGUGGUUGAAAAGAUCCUUAUGGGACGCACCUUGAAGGGGACUUAUUUUGGAGGUUGGAAGAGUGUGGAGGAUGUGCCUAAGCGUGACGACUACAUGAAAAAGCUGAAGCUGGAUGAGUUAUCACCAACACCUCCCUGGGAUCAAAUCAAUGUGCCUUUAAAGAUAUAACAGUGGUAACG
Molecule: messenger RNA, 1184 nt
Organism: Etheostoma spectabile (orangethroat darter)
Lineage: Eukaryota; Metazoa; Chordata; Actinopteri; Perciformes; Percidae
Product: alcohol dehydrogenase class-3-like
Biological process (GO): formaldehyde catabolic process
Cellular component (GO): cytosol
Molecular function (GO): alcohol dehydrogenase (NAD+) activity; zinc ion binding; S-(hydroxymethyl)glutathione dehydrogenase [NAD(P)+] activity
Source: RefSeq, a predicted model, not a curated record